This is a messenger RNA of Caenorhabditis angaria, 4980 nucleotides long. NCBI's taxonomy places the organism in Eukaryota, Metazoa, Nematoda, Chromadorea, Rhabditida, Rhabditidae. The record is from the annotation of a GenBank genome assembly.
AUGACUAUCAUGCCAACCGUAGGAGAAGGUGAUGCCAACAACGAUUCAAUCGACGAGGAACAAUAUGGUAAUCCGGAUAAAUCGUCAGAAGAAGAACGUGAGCAAAUCAAGGAACAAGUUGACACUGCUCUUUCUGCUGGUGCAGAGAAAGCAGAAGGAUUAGUCGAAACUGAGUAAUUUUUAUUGUUUGUAAGGUUCACAAACUGUUAGGAGUCUGCGAUUGCUCUAAAAUUAUCUUUCUUAGGGCAAAAUUUACAUUCUUACGAGCACAAGCCUCCAACUCUUUUCUCUAAUUAGCUAAAAAUGUUUUUUAACGAAAAUUAAAGUUCAUAAUAUAAGCAGAUUCCUAACAAUUAGAACCAUUUUUUGUUUCUUUUUUGUUCUUUUUCAAUAAAUUUUUGUGAAAAAAAAAGUGUUUUUGAUUUGAAAAAAGUCGGGAAAAAUGAUCAAAAAAUGGUGAAAAAUUGGUGGGAAAAAAUUGAAAAAUUGACCAAAAAAUGGUGAAAAUUUUUUUGGUGCAUUUUUGGUCAAUUUUUGUUCAAAAUUUUUUGACCAAAAAUUGACCAAUUUUUGGUCAAACUCCCAGCACCAGUGAUUAAACUUCUGAUAAAUGAAACGAGAAUGAUGAAUCAAAAGAUGCUCGAGACUGCGAUUUUCAAAUAUCUUUCGGGACAUUUUCAUUGCAAUGUUGAAGAUAAAUUGAUUUUGGAUAGGGAAAUAUGUUUUGAAAAACUACGAGAGCACGUGAGAAAAAGGUUUUCUGAGCCAGAAGUUAUUGAAACCAUUUUUGAUUCUAACAACAAAUAUCAAGUAAUUAUGAAAACCGAAAUCCACGUCGAACAAGAUAAUCUACAGAUUUGCAGGAUUGAGAUGUUGCACACUGAAAGAGCUAUGCUAUUCGAUCUCCGAUUAAACUAUUUCAAGCUAAACUGUAUGAAAGAAAUUAACAAUACUGAAUUGUGUUGAAAAAAAGAAUUUAAUUUUGGAUUUUAGUGAAUUUUUUUGUCAUUUUUCACAAGUCAUAAACAUUUGUGUUUCUCAAAAUUUAUAGACCCCAGUCAUUAUUUUGCCUGAAUAAACAUGCUCAUCAUCAAAUUUUCGCUAUUUUUCAAUUUUAUUACCGCCGAAUAUUUGAAAGAUUGGUUCUAUAGAAAACACAAAAACCAAGAGGAUCAUUAUGUAAAUUUGAAUUAUACAUCGGAUGAAUUAAAAACAAUAUUCAGUUUUAUGGAACCUGAGAGUUUCCUUACAAACGAUGUUGAGAAACUUAAUUCAGAGCUAGUCAGAAGAAUCAAGAAUAAACAGGUGAACCAAGUAAAACAUUUGUUGAAGGAUGGGUUUGAGAUUGAAGGAAUGGAUAAGGACGACUUCAUAAACCUUGUUAAGAAUUCGACUAUUCCGGAAAUACUUCCGAUGGAGGUCUGGAGAAAUAAGGGCACUCUACACAUUCGUUCACAGUACAAAUUUAUGACCGACACAACUUUCUGUGUAAUUUACACGGAUAAUGGUGUGGAUAGAAAUGAUUCGCAUAUAACAUUGCUGAAUGUUAUCGUUGAUUGUAAAAAUUUGACAAAGUCCUUCAAAGAAUUCGAGUUACGUCGUGGAUAUCGACGAGCCAUUUUUGCGGAAUUGGUUGAUAGUAAAAAGUAUUUUGCUAAUCUCACUGCUGAAGUAAAACUUAUGAAUAGAAUAAUGAUCGAAGGAGGAGAUGAUAUUUACAAUUAUCUUGUUUAUCAGUUUGAUUGUUGGAUUGAUGAUCAAUAUAUCAAUGAAAAAGAUAAAUGCUUUUCAAUUCUUCGGUAUAAUAUAAAAAACGAGCUUCCGACUCCUGAAGUUGUUUAUACAACUUUGAAUUUUACAAGAAAAUAUCAUUCAACAUUGCAAACUGAGAUUUUGAUUGAAAGGCAAAAACUUCCAAUUUGCCGACUUCAGAUGUUACAUACUGAACGAGCUGUACUUCUAGAUUUCCGUCUCUAUUCAUUUAUAUUAAACUGUCAACUUGAAAACGGCGGAAAGUUGCCAGAAGCAAAUGCAGAUAAAUUCUACGAAUCACAUGCAACAUCUCUAAUGCAGCGCAGAACUUUGAAUCGAUGGUUUUCCAGAGAUUCUUGGAAAACUCAUAAACCUUUGAGAUACAAGGAAUAUUUGUAUAAUAAAUAUCUUUUCGAAGAUGUUACUCGAAUCAAUGAGGAGAUUGUUCAAAGAAUAUUUGUGGAUGACUACACAGGAGCGAGUAAUUUGAUGGCUAAAGACUUCAAAACAUCUAUAAAAGACGAGAAUGGUCGAGAUGGUUAUGACGAUGAAACCUUUUUCAAAAUGUUCAAAUAUAAUGAACGUGCACCAUUCAUCCCAAAACCAAGGAAUACUCAGGUUUUCUAUAAUUUCACGGACCCCAGAGUUAUUUCAAAAAUUAUUUCUGAUUAUAAAUGGAAUUUUGGCGAAUCGAGUUGUUCAUACAAAAUGUAUAACAACGAAAUGAAAGGAACAUUAUAUUUGCCAUUGGUUCAAUUGGAAAUGUUUUGUCAAAAAGUGCCCAGGUUACAUAGUCUCGAUAGGGAGAAACAUUAAAUUCUAUAUUUAUUCUAUAGUUCAUUUCUAUUUUUCUACAUUUAUGAACAAUAUUUUAUAUAUUUUCGGUUCGCUAUAGUUUUCUCCAAAAAAUAAAUGCACUUUCAUUUAAUGUUUUAGUCUUUUUGUUGCUGUGAGCUAUUCAAUUCUGAAAUAAAGAUGUGCUUUGCUUCGUCUUUUCAUUUAUUCGUUUUGUUUCCGAAAGAUGAAACGUUUAGAUUUACAAGGAAUCCGUGGACUGGCUAUUCUAUCAGUUCUAGGUUUCCACCUUUUCCCAACAAUUUUUCCGAAUGGCUAUUUAGGAGUUGAUCAAUUUUUCGUGCUCUCUGGAUUUCUAAUGUGUAUGUUAUUAUCAAAAAGUGAGAAAACUGAGCAAUCAACAACUGAACUUAUCAAAAACUUCUACAUUCGACGACUUCGACGGAUUCUCCCUCUAUACUAUCUCAUAACCUUACUUGCCCUAAUAUUUCUAUAUUUUGGUUUUCCUGACAAUGCAAUUGAGCCUAAUGAGAAAUCCGCGAGUAAAGCUCUGAUUUUCUUGUCAAAUCGGAUGAAAACUGAUGAAGAAAAUUAUUUUGAAAUGCUCUCGAUCGCUGUCGAUAUUUUCACACAUACUUGGUCACUUUCAGUUGAAAUUCAAUUUUAUUUCCUGGCUCCAUUCAUAUUUCUGAUUCCUUCUAGAACUGCAUCACUGAUUUAUCUUUCAAUUGGAAGUUGUAUCUAUUUCUAUCAUUUAUCGCCGAGUGUUGCGUUUUUAAGUGUGUUUGCAAGGAUCUGGCAGUUUUUGUUAGGAAUGUUGGCUUACAUUUUGAGUGAAUCUCAGGGUAAAUCGUAUAUGUUAGUGGAAGAUUCGGAAGAACAGUUAGAACUACAAAUAGAGGAAGACAUGAACAUCGAGAAGAAGUUAUAUGGUAAAUUAUUCGAGUUGGUGCUGCAAAAAAUCCAGAUGCAUUCUCUGAAGUCUUAUUAUCCAAAUAUACGAUCAGGAAUGACGAUUUUUGCCAUCUUGAUAACAUUCAAUCAAUUACCAUUUCCAAAGGAAUUUGUGAGGUAACCCUGCAAAACUUCGGGAGACUAAUAAAACCAUGAACUCUUUUUAGACCCCUGAUAACAAUUCUAACUGCUGGGCUUAUAAUCAUUCCCAAUGAUGAAAACAACAAAUUUCUUUCAAACAAAGUUCUAACUUAUAUUGGAGACAUUUCUUAUUCAUUAUAUUUGAUACAUUGGCCAAUUUAUGCCUACUGGAAGCUCACUAAAAAUGGAAGUCUUGUAAAUUUAUUCGAUUCGAUAAUGAUUUCCAUUAUCCUUGCGAUGAUAAUUCAUAAUUAUUUUGAAAAAUGGUAUAUCAGUUUAUCAAAUCGAAAUGUCACAAUUUUAACAGCUGCUCUUUUCUUGAGCAAUGUUAUGAUUUUAAACUAUGAAUCAAUUAACAAUUUUUUCACUUAUAAUGUGAAUUUAUCAAAUAUUAGUCGAAUGGAUGGAGUUACUUCAAAUAUGACACUUGAUGAUGCUGAGAAAUUGAACUAUGAUUGGAGUGUUCAUGAUACGAGAAAUAUGAUUUUUGAAAAAUGCACUUAUCAAAAUUCAAAACCACAUGGCUGGUGUAGAAUCACCGCUUCUCAGAAUGAAUCAAGAACUCUGAGAAACAAAUAUAAAAUAAUGAUUAUUGGUAAUAGUUGGGCUGCUGGUCAUACCAGAUUAAUAUAUCAGGAAUGUGGAUAUAAGGCAAAAAUGAUGUUUUCUGGUGCAGCUUAUGCAUGUGAACCACUUUAUCCAUCAGAUCAGUCAGAAACGUGUAAGCACAAUUUAUCUGAUUUUCAAAAACAUGUGGAAGAUUUCAAACCGGAUUAUGCAUUUCACAUUACCAGGUACUAGAAAUGUUUUAUAGGUUGAACUAGGAAAUUCCAUAUUUCAGACAUAUUUCGUACGGUGAACCUUUUCACAAAAAUGGAGACUUCGAGAGCGACACAAUUUAUAAUAUCAUGUUGAAUCAAACUAGAACACUAUUGACAAAUAUCAAAAAGAAGUUUUUCAUUUUGAAUGCGAUUCCAAAAAUUAAUGGUGGAGAAGUUGGGCAGAUUGUGAAAUAUUUUAGACAGAAUAUGACUUUUGUAGAGAUCGAUGUGAGUUAGAAUAACUCUUUAUUGUUUCAUUUUUUCGAUGUUUCAGAAAAAGAUGACAAGUGAAAUAAAGUACAAAAAUGCGCGGGAAAGAUAUUCUCAACUUGUCGAAGAUUGCGGUGGAAAAUGUGAACUGUUCGAUUAUCUUCCAAAAUUUUAUCGGAAUGAUACAAAAAAAUGGCGAUUUUUCGAUGAUCGUGGAUUCAGUUAUAUGACUUAUGCGAAUCAUUUAUCAUUCCAUGGUUUUGAACAUAUUCGAGAUAUUAUUAGGGGAAUUUGUGAGAAAAUGUGA